This is a messenger RNA of Pteropus alecto (black flying fox), 1319 nucleotides long. RefSeq names its product empty spiracles homeobox 1 (gene EMX1). Gene Ontology annotation, molecular function: DNA-binding transcription factor activity, RNA polymerase II-specific; DNA binding. The record is from RefSeq and is a predicted model, not a curated record. The coding region runs from base 40 to 912 and encodes 290 amino acids. Lineage: Eukaryota; Metazoa; Chordata; Mammalia; Chiroptera; Pteropodidae. Gene Ontology annotation, biological process: central nervous system development; brain development; regulation of DNA-templated transcription. The transcript has 3 exons.
GGGUCGGGCGGGGGAGGUGAGGGGUGCUGGUGUGUGUGCAUGUGCCUGGCUGGGUGCACAUCCCGCACGGCGGCGGCGCCAGGACGCGAAGCGCUCCCCAGAACCCGGCGGCUGCCUGUCUCGGCUCUGGCGCCCGCGACCAUGUUCCAGCCCACAGCCAAGCGCGGCUUUACCAUCGAGUCCUUGGUGGCCAAGGACGGCGGCACGGGCGGGGGCACUAGCGGAGGGGGCGCGGGCUCCCAUACCCUGGCGGCGGCCGCCUCGGAGGAGCCGCUCCGGCCCACGGCGCUAAAUUACCCUCACCCCGCCGCGGCAGAGGCGGCCUUCGUGAGUGGUUUCCCCGCCGCCGCCUCGGGUGCGGGCCGCUCGCUCUACGGUGGGCCCGAGCUCGUGUUCCCCGAGGCCAUGAACCACCCCGCACUGACCGUGCACCCGGCGCAUCAGCUGGGCGCCUCCCCUCUGCAGCCCCCGCACUCCUUCUUCAGCGCCCAGCACCGGGACCCCCUGCACUUCUACCCCUGGGUCCUGCGGAACCGCUUCUUCGGCCACCGCUUCCAGGCCAGCGACGUGCCCCAGGACGGGCUGCUUCUGCACGGCCCCUUCGCGCGCAAGCCCAAGCGGAUCCGCACGGCCUUCUCGCCCUCGCAGCUGCUGCGACUGGAGCGCGCCUUCGAGAAGAACCACUACGUGGUGGGCGCCGAGCGGAAGCAGCUGGCCGGCAGCCUCAGCCUCUCGGAGACGCAGGUAAAGGUGUGGUUCCAGAACCGAAGGACAAAGUACAAGCGGCAGAAGCUGGAGGAAGAAGGGCCCGAAUCGGAGCAGAAGAAGAAGGGCUCCCACCACAUCAACCGGUGGCGCAUCGCCACCAAGCAGGCCACCGGGGAGGACAUCGAUGUCACCUCCAAUGACUAGGGUGGGCGGCCACGAACCCAUGAGGGCAGAGUGCUGCUUGCUGCUGGCCAGGCCCCUGGGUGGGCCCAGCUGGACUCUGGCCAUUCCCCAGUCGGGCUGUGGGGAGACCUCAAGCUCCAGUCCCAUAGGGCUUGGAGCCUGGGGCUACCGCCGACAGAGGGACAAGAAAUGGGCUGGCUGAGGCCUGGGACUGCUUGAUCUUUUCCACGGAGAGCCUGCCUGCCUGCCUGCCUGCCUGGGCAGGCCAUCGGCCACUGCCAUCUCCCAGCCACUCUCCAUUUCUCUUAUUUUCUUUUUGUUUUGAUGCAUUUCUGCUUUAAUUUAUUUUCCAGGUGCCCGUUGUAGUUCUUCGUGAUCCCCUGUGUCUCCCUUCCCUAUGGGAACAAUAAAAGUCUCUCUCUUAAUGA